Messenger RNA from Equus quagga, 4247 nucleotides. Its product is annotated as tubulin polymerization-promoting protein family member 2. Gene Ontology annotation, biological process: defense response to Gram-negative bacterium; positive regulation of protein polymerization; microtubule bundle formation. Gene Ontology annotation, molecular function: RNA nuclease activity; tubulin binding; nucleic acid binding. Gene Ontology annotation, cellular component: microtubule. NCBI's taxonomy places the organism in Eukaryota, Metazoa, Chordata, Mammalia, Perissodactyla, Equidae. The coding region runs from base 796 to 1665 and encodes 289 amino acids. The record is from RefSeq and is a predicted model, not a curated record. The transcript is spliced from 5 exons.
AAGGGAAACAUAUGUCUAAUGGGCCCUGGUGUCCAAAGCUUUGGCUCUCCAAACUCCUCACCCUCUGUCCUAAGGCCACAGGCACAAAGGAGAACAGACAGGGGCCUUCCUUUGGGGGAUGCUGAAAAGGAAGGUGCGAAGUAGCUAAAAAUUGACACUGGUAGUCAGUGUAGGUCCCUGAAGUCUGUCCCCAGCUCCUUCCUGGAGAGCUAAUGUUUUGAAAAGAAACACCCAUCUACCAAACAACCAGACACUGUUUUCCUAUGUAGCUCUUUGUCCAUUUUCCACUUUCAGGAGCUAGUUCAACUUGUUCUGUUUUAGUUCCUGGUUCCUCCAGAGGAACUAGGAAGAAGGGAACUUGAAGCACAAUGUAAAAAAUGACACAACUUCAGUGAACAACAGGGAAAAUGGAGGAAACAGAGCCAAAGAAGUGACCCAGAGAUGCCUGGGCCCCUGGUGCCCAAGAAAAGCCAAGCAAAGGACAGAGCCCAGGAGCCAUCAGCACUCGGUGUGCAUACCAAGGAGGCCUCGCCGGGCUUUCUCAUCCUUCUCCCACACUUCCUUACACACAGGGUUUCCCAGUCACCAGGUUUUUUGUUGAGGAGCAGAGCAUAGGAGAGUUUGACCAGGACUCAGAGGACUGGGUCAAGCUGGCUGAAAUAAUAAGGAAGUUUGGUCAUCUGGAGAGAUCAGAAAGUUGGCAACUUGCUCAAUACAGCAUUCAAGUCCUCCCUUCCCCUCCUGCUUCACCCCCGAGUCUCCCUCCCUACUGUCCUCCCCUACCUCCAGUUGACCAUGGCAUCAGAAGCAGAGAAAACAUUCCAGAGAUUUGCUGUCUUUGGAGAAUCAUCAAGCACUGGCACUGAAAUGAACAAUAAGAACUUCUCCAAGCUGUGCAAAGACUGUGGCAUCAUGGAUGGCAAAAUGGUCACCUCCACUGAUGUAGACAUCGUGUUCAGCAAAGUCAAGGCCAAGAAUGCCCGAACCAUCACCUUUCAACAGUUCCAAGAGGCAGUGAAAGAACUGGGCCAGAAGCUGUUCAAGGGGAAGAACCCAGAUGAAGCCCUUGCAGACAUUUAUAAACUCAUGGAGGGCAAGGAUCCAGCUACUACUGGUGUUACUAGACUGCAGCCCUCCAUUCUGACUGUUUCCCUUAAGAUGGCAGCUGCCAGAGCUGGGUUCUGCUCCCUGCUGCUGCUCCUGCUGCUGGGGCUCUGGGUGGCCAAGGUCCCAGUCAGUGCCAAGCCCAAGCACAUGACCCCAGCUCAGUGGUUUGAAACUCAGCAUGUGCAGCCCAAGCCCCAGGGAUGCAACACGGCGAUGGGCAACGUCAACAAGUACACAAAACGCUGCAAAGACCUCAACACCUUCCUGCAUGAAUCCUUCUCCAGCGUGGCCACCACCUGUCAGACCCCCAGCAUAGCCUGCAAGAACGGCCAUAAGAACUGCCACCAGAGCCAGAAGUCCGUGUCCCUGACCAUGUGUGACCUCACCUCUGGGAGGUACCCAGACUGCAGGUACAAAGAGAAGCAACUGGAUGCGUUCUUCAUUGUGGCCUGUGACCCUCCCCAGAAAGGGGACUCUGGGCAAUUCCCGCUGGUUCCUGUGCACUUGGACAAAGUCUUUCAGAUUUCCAGCCUUCCUCACUCUUGGGUUGUGCCUUAAUUCCUUUUCCAUGCCUUUGUACCACUCCUUCUAUGCUGAGAAGUUUCUCUUCCCCUCAUCUCUUGGGGUCGUUCUUAGCUCAGGCUCUUCCAAGAGACUGAAGGGGGAGCUGAGGUUGAUACCUCAGUAGGCUAAGCUCCAGAAGAAAUGGUCUUUCAUCUUUUUCUUGCUGUUCUCCUGGAAGCUUAUCCCCAAGAGAGGGGCUGAGCAAGCUCUGGUGUGGGUUCCCGGGUCUGUGCCUUGUACAUCUUUCCCCUGCCCUCACCUUAUCAUGACAGCGUGACAAGAGGAGGAAAUAAAUGGAAAGGGUUGUAUGGGAUAUAUGGACAGAGCUGUUCCUGUUCCUAGAGUAGGAAUCUUCCCCAGCUCUGAGGUGGUAGUGAGGUGGCCUGUGUGCAGAGAGGCAGCUGGAAGGAAAGAAGACAAGGAAGAACCAUUUCAUAUUUAUAUAGCAUUUCAUGCCGCAUGAGUCCCUUGUGAGAUAGACUUGACAGAGAUUACUUGCCUACUUUAGGAUGAGGAAAUUGAGAUUUCAGAAAGCUUAACUAAAGAGCUUGUCAAAUUGGUUAGUAAAAGAAGCUUGACUUGAAGCUAAGUCUCCUUCUAAAUACAGUGCACUUUCUACCUGACUAUUGGACAAAAAAGGAAACCUCUACAGGGACAAGAGGAGAACUAGGUAAGAGUUCACCCUGAAGAAAUGUACCCUGAGAGCUCCGAAGAGCCAGUUACCAUGUGUUGGCUGCAAUAAAGGUUAUUACCACUUAAGCCAAGAGACUGUUUGUGGGUUGCUCCUGGGAUCUUAAUUCCUUCUCUCUCUCUGCCUCUCUGACCAUCCUCCCCCUUCUCCAGCCCACUGCUCUUCUGACCUGGGCCCUGGGCCUAGCUCUAGUUAGAUCCCCUUGGCCUGAAGACAUAGGAUCAGUGGAGUGUCCCAGCUUCAUCUCCCUGCUCCAGGAUCACAUUUCCCUUGACCUCAAGGGACUUCCGUGGCCCAGAGCCUGCUUGUCACAAACAGGCUGGUGGGAGCUGCCAGAGCUUCCUUCCUCCUGAUAAUGAUCUCUCCUGCCUCGGUGCUUCCCUGGCUUUCCACUCUGGCAGUCUGCCCAGGCCGGAGGGGUUGAGAUGUAGAAAUGCCAUCUCCCUGUCCCCUUGAGCUGCAGAUACCAUUUCUCCCUCCUUAGUGAGCAGAGCUGGAGAAGCUCUGGCUUUCUAUUGACUCUAUCCUGUUAACUGCCACACCCACACCCCACAUUGCCUGAAACCCUGACCAUCACCAGCCCCUUCUCUCUUCCUUCAUCUCAGUCCCAGAGGAGCUGCACUACACCCAUGCCUGCCCCACUUUAGCACCCAGCCAUGUUUUUGGACCUUCCAUUCCCUGUUGAGUAGUCUGCUCUCUUCCUGUCCGUCCCCAACAACUCCAGUGCUCCUUGACUCCUUACCAGAGUCAAAGUAAGCUUUGGAGCCAAAUCUUGGGUGUAAAUCUUGGCUCAGUCCUUCCUGGCUACGUAACCUUGAGCAAACUACUGAACCUCCCUACAGCUAUGUUUCCAUGUAGCAAAAUGGGAGUAAUACCACCUAUCCAACAGGAUUGCAGGAAGAUUUGGAAAUGACAUUUAUGAAGCCUUAGUCAGCCCCAGGCACUGGUAGGCAUUCAAUCAUAACAAUUAGUAGUAGCAGUGGCUGUAGCAAUAGCAAUAUCCCCGUCAGAUCAUAUCCACCUUUGGCAAACACGCAGACCAAGGCAAAUACCCCACUCAAUUCUCCUUGAGGGCUUUCUUGUGCCAGAGUGAAGUUCAAGAGCAGGCUAGAGGACAAGUCUGCAGGCUGAGUCCUUCCAGGUGAGCUGAGUGGUUUGAGGAGGUGAGAGAAGGGAGGGAAAGGAUGAUCAAAAGAAAAGAGAGCGGAACCUUAAACAAUUCAAGCAGAGUGUGGAGCCAAUAAGUUGAUGAGUUUUGAAAGUAAGAGGUGCACUAAACAUACGUUGUGGACAAAUGCCAAAUGACUGAGUGUAAAAUCUAUACAUCCCAUGGUCUCUAUACUAUGCAUUUAUCAUUCUAAAUAGAUGGUUUUCAAUUGAGGUGCAUAAAAAAGCAAGAUACUUAAGGGUAGCUGAUACUUCUUUUCAGUUUAUUCUUUUUUCACAACUCUUUAUAUUUUCUUUAUUGAUGAUUUUCCUUAUGGAUACAAUGGCUUUGAAGACAUCCUCCUCACAAAAUUUUGAAGUGGCUAAAAUUAUGACUUUAAUGCAUCUUCUCAAAUUGAGAAGAAUUUCCAAAUAGGACAUUUUCUUGAAAGACUUAUGACCUAGAUAGUAUUAAAUAACUAAAAAUUAAACAUAAUUUAAAAGUAAUCUGUGAUGCUGGAGGUCAGAAUAGCUGUAGCCUUGGGGAGUACUGACUGGGAAUGGGUAAGAGGUAAGCUAGAAAUGUUCUUUCUUAAUCUGGAUAUGUUUAAUUUGUGAAAACUCACUGAGCUGUAUACUUAACGAUUCAUGUAUUUACUCUACGUAAGUUAUACCUCAAUAAAAAAAAUUUUCCUAAAAAGUAUAGUUCUUAAGGAUUAUUUUAACCUGAUAAAUACUA